GGCGGCGGCGGUUGGCGGCGGCGGUUGGCGGCGCCGCCGUGGAGGUGCUGACGUUCCGGCGCUGCAGCCCCGCCGACAUCGCUACCUGCCUCCGCGGCCGCGUCCGGGCCGGCUGCGAAGCCCGCAGCCUGGCCAAGGGCGACCUGUUCCCCGGCCCGAAGAUGCCUGUCAACAUUGACAUCGUGUAUCCCCAAAUAUUUGAAGGCUUUCUCCCUGUUUGUAACUUGUUUAUUCACAUGGAGCGCUUUCUCCCGGUGUGCCGUGUUAAUGACUUUGAGAUUGCUGAUGUUCUAAGUCCAAAAGCAAAGAGGACAGCUUGCUUCUUGAGUGGCAUUCUCAACUUUAUACAUUUCCGAGAAUCACGCUGUGGAGUCUACUUGGAUUUACAGGCGAACUAUAAAUGAGCUGUGGAGUAACUGCAACAGCUGGAGACAGCAAAUCAAGAGGCAGCAGUGAAGCUGGAGAAGCUGAACACUGUUCCUGUAGAAGAGCAAGCAGAGUUCAGGCAGCUGUCUGAUGACAUUCAGGAAUUGCAGCAACUGCUAAACCACGACUGUCGUCGGAAAACGACAGCUUUGCAAGAAGUGAUCUCACAAAAAAAGUCAGAUAUUGCAGAGAGGACCCGAAAAUUGAAGCUUUACUGCAACUAA
Molecule: messenger RNA, 650 nt
Organism: Rhea pennata
Lineage: Eukaryota; Metazoa; Chordata; Aves; Rheiformes; Rheidae
Product: kinetochore protein Nuf2-like
Exons: 8
Biological process (GO): mitotic spindle organization; meiotic chromosome segregation; kinetochore organization
Cellular component (GO): Ndc80 complex; kinetochore
Molecular function (GO): protein-containing complex binding
Source: RefSeq, a predicted model, not a curated record